Molecule: messenger RNA, 453 nt
Organism: Entamoeba invadens IP1
Lineage: Eukaryota; Evosea; Mastigamoebida; Endamoebidae
Exons: 2
Coding region: 1-453 (150 amino acids)
Cellular component (GO): peroxisome
Source: RefSeq, a predicted model, not a curated record
AUGCUGACCUUGAGCGUUUGUUAUUCCAAAGUAAAUUGCGUUUUACAAAAAGGUGAAAUGGAUUACCUCAUAUCAGAGGAGUUAGGAGAAAACCCCAUAGAAAUUGGGUCAGAUAUUAUACCCAACGAUUUAGAGAUUGUUAUUCAAAUUGUUAAUGCUCUUGCACAAUGGGAGAUUCAAAAAGAGAGUGAGAGAGGAACGAUCGAGAUGUUUAAGCAAUUUCUUUCGAAGGAAAUACUGAAGGAGCCAUUUGCGAAGUUGAAAGUCGAGAUGGUGCGUUGGUUCGACAAGAACAAAUUGCGAAUGGGUGUAGAGGAACUCAAGGCUCGUAAACAGCAGAUUGAGCACAUAGAAGUCGUUUUAACCACAUUUGAAAGCGGAGACCCCACUACUGAUGAACUUUUUGGGUUGGUGUGUAAAGUUGGAACAUUACCACACGAAUUGUUGAAGUAA